Phytophthora nicotianae INRA-310 is the source of this 393-nucleotide messenger RNA. RefSeq lists its product as hypothetical. The coding region runs from base 1 to 393 and encodes 130 amino acids. The record is from RefSeq and is a predicted model, not a curated record. NCBI's taxonomy places the organism in Eukaryota, Oomycota, Peronosporomycetes, Peronosporales, Peronosporaceae. The transcript is spliced from 3 exons.
AUGACGCAAGCGUUCGCAAUGGGGGCGAUUGGAGGAAGCCAUGCGCAAGGCGAAUUUCGCGACUCGAAUCAGCUGGUCGCUUCAUGUUGCAGCGAUUCACAACACGGGCGAUGGAACAUGGGCCGGGGCAUGAAGUUCCUAUCAUGCGCUCGCCAGCCUGGCGAUCUUGAAGACACCGCCGAAAUGCAAGCUGACGUGCUGACAGUCUCGAGCACGGCGAGCUUGAUACUUGACGCCAGUACACGCACGAAGUCACCAAUACAUGUCCAGCAAAACUUUCGCCUCUCAACGGGUGUUGACGGACUGACACGCAUCAAGCUACUGCAUUGUACCGGGGACGGCACGCUUUUCAGCAGUGAACGUCGGAACAAAGGGUACUUCAAGAAUGUUUAA